UGUGAUGUGGGUCUGGUCUUUAGAGCCGGUCUCAGUCAGAGAGAGUCUCAGUCUGUGAGGACAGCAGAGGAUCAUGACUUCAACCUUUCUCAGCGUCUCCCUCCUCUUCAUCGCCAGCCUCUGCACUGCAGAUGGAACGAUGGAAGUAACAGUGGGCCGUUGUGAGUUUAACUCGACUGAUCUCAAAGACAUCGAGUUCACAUACUCUCUUUACUACAACAAGCUGGAGUACGCACGCUUCAGCAGCAGUGUGGGGAAAUUUGUUGGAUACACUGAGUUCGGUGUGAAGAAUGCAGAGUUCUGGAACAACGAUCCUUCACAGCUGAAUGCUAUGAGAGCUCAGAAGGCCACAUACUGUGGACACAACAUUGGGAUCUGGUACAAAGCUGCUCUGACUAAAUCAGCUGAGCCUCACGCCCGUCUGCACUCUGAGGACCCCCCUGUUGGUGGACAUCCUGCCAUGCUGGUCUGCACCGUCUACGACUUCUACCCCAAACUGAUCAGAGUGACCUGGCUCAGGAACGGACAGGAGGUCACUGCUGGGGUCACCUCCACGGACGAGAUGGCAGACGGGGACUGGUACUACCAGGUCCACUCUCACCUGGAGUACACGCCCCAGUCUGGAGAGAAGAUCUCGUGUAAGGUGGAGCACGUCAGCCUGAAGGCACCUCUGAUUGUGGACUGGGACUCGUCCAUGCCUGAGUCUGAGAGGAACAAGAUCGCCAUCGGAGCCUCCGGUCUGAUCCUGGGUCUGAUCUUAUCCCUCGCUGGAUUCAUCUACUACAAGAGCAAGACCCGAAGAAGGAUUCUGGUCCCCACCACGGACUGAUCCUGGUCCUGAUCUGGGUCCUGGUCCUGGUCCUGGUCCUGAUCCUGGUCCUGGUCCUGGAUGCUUGUCAGAGGGACAUGAAAUCAGCUUCCUGUGUUUUCUGCUCAGCAGCCUGUCAGUGCUGCCACCUGCUGGACUGGCUGAACACCUGAUUCUUUUGUGCUCAGCUGGUCUGAACCCUGAUCUGGGUCUGUCCUGGAUCAGGGUUGGUCUAGACUCUGGAUCUGGACUGUGCUUCCUUGAAUGUGUGAUGCUUUCCUGUGUGAAUCAAUAAGUUAGAGGGUCUGUGUGUGUGAUCAGGUAGAAUCCAGCGGUGGAGGGUUUGGGACUCGUAGGUCUUGUGGUUUUCAGAUUUAUAGAUUUUUACUGGAGUGAAACUUUUUCUGACCUCAAUAAACUUUCAGAAAACC
This is a messenger RNA of Notolabrus celidotus (New Zealand spotty), 1239 nucleotides long. RefSeq names its product H-2 class II histocompatibility antigen, E-S beta chain-like. Lineage: Eukaryota; Metazoa; Chordata; Actinopteri; Labriformes; Labridae. The record is from RefSeq and is a predicted model, not a curated record. Gene Ontology annotation, molecular function: MHC class II protein complex binding. Gene Ontology annotation, cellular component: MHC class II protein complex; membrane. Gene Ontology annotation, biological process: antigen processing and presentation of exogenous peptide antigen via MHC class II; peptide antigen assembly with MHC class II protein complex; immune response. The transcript has 6 exons. Bases 74 to 829 code for a protein of 251 amino acids.